Molecule: messenger RNA, 477 nt
Organism: Strongylus vulgaris
Lineage: Eukaryota; Metazoa; Nematoda; Chromadorea; Rhabditida; Strongylidae
Source: the annotation of a GenBank genome assembly
AUGCUGUUAACUGAUCAAAAUUUUGUGGCUAUGUUUGGAGACACCACUGGCAUAAAUUUGUCCCAUCAAUGUGAAGCUGGUACUUCAAAUGUUGAAAAUAAAUUGGAAUCAACAGAUGGACAAGCCAGAUCUCUUGCUGCUACAAAAGAAGUGGAGGCGAAGACUAUAAAAACGGAACCAAUUUACGACAUUCCGUCAGAAGCUGUUCCUUCUUUAGAGGAAACGGAUCCAGCUCUUAAAAUUCAGUUAUUCGUAGUCGAAGGACAAGCACUUUUGGAUCUUUUCCGAUUUUGUCCUCGAUGUGGACAUCAAUUACGUGAAAAAGGAGCAGUUCAAUUAACAUCAACAAGUAAUUCGACUCCUAUUGUAAACUACAUCUGUGAUAUGUGCUCCCAGCAGAGUUCUACGAGCCAACCUUCACUUUGGGAAGGACGAAAAAUGGAUGAUGACAUGAUAAAGCAUGAAGUAGAUUUGUGA